Paecilomyces variotii is the source of this 3211-nucleotide messenger RNA. RefSeq lists its product as hypothetical. The coding region runs from base 249 to 3143 and encodes 964 amino acids. Lineage: Eukaryota; Fungi; Ascomycota; Eurotiomycetes; Eurotiales; Thermoascaceae. The transcript is spliced from 3 exons. The record is from RefSeq and is a predicted model, not a curated record.
CUCUGCUAUCUCAGACCGCAGAAAUCCUUCAGACCCGGCUUGGAGGCCUCAUUGGGAGACAAAUAACUCAUAUUCCAUUUUCGAGGAAGACUGAAACAACCGAUAGUGUCAUUGAUAUAUACCGAAAGCUACAUGAUGAAACGAUCAAAAGCUCUGGGAUAAUAUUGGGCAUUCCAGAACAUGUUCUGUCUUUCAAGCUCAGCGGCAUCCAGAAAAUAUCGGAUUCCAGAAUCAAUGAAGCUUUUCAAAUGGUGAAAACUCAGAACUGGAUGAACAACGUUUGUCGUGACGUUCUAGACGAGUGCGAUUUCACGUUGGCUGUUAGGACGCAGCUCAUCUACCCCAGUGGCACGCAGCUGAUGGUUGAUGGGCAUCCUGACCGGUGGGAAGUAGCGAUGGUCGUCUUGAAUCUUGUCGCACACCAUGCCCGGCUUCUUGCUCGAGACUUUCCACAGAGUAUUGAUAUCGUGGAGCGUUCGCUGACAGGCUUCCCACUGGCCUACUUUCUGAGGAAGGACGCAGAAGUGCUUCUAGUACGGAAGAUAGUGGAUGAUAUCUGCUCUGGUCAGAUACUGCCAAUGCACCACUUCUCAAGUGAAGAGAGCGACGCCAUAAAAGCUUUCAUAUCCUGCGAAGACGUCGAUUCGCCUAUUGAGGAAUGCAUUUCUCAUAUCCUUCCAGACAAGCCACCAGUGCGUAAGAAGAUCUAUCUGUUACGGGGAUUACUUGCGCGUGGCAUUCUCAUUUUGUGCCUAAAAAGAAGAUGGAACGUACAGUAUGGCCUCCAUCCACGGCGAGAUCCCAUAGCAGUCCCAUUCCAUGCCAAAGGAGUUCCGUCAGAUCGAGCAGAGUGGGGCCACCCAGACGUAGCCAUUCUGCUGACUUGUCUCUCAUUUUACUAUCAAGGUCUCAGCCAGGAUCAGCUUCGACAGAGCCUGGAGAUUAUCCUAGAGUCCGACGACCCUGCUAGCGAAUAUGAUAGCUGGAUUCAGGCGUCAACUUCUCUUCCCGAGGCGCUUCGUCAUUGGAACAUGAUCAAUAUUGACGACAGAUGGCAGAUUCAAGACAUGUGGCGGCACCUGCGAUUCUCAGUCAUCGUUAUCAACCAUUUCCUGGGAAAUGUCGUCUUCCCCCUACACGCAAAGCAGUUCAGAACUAAAUUACAGAUGUCGGGUUGGGAUAUUCCUUUGUACAAUGACAGUCAGACCUCACCGUCUAGUGAUGAUACUGGGGAUAUCCCUGGAGUCACAGCUGGGUUUAGCGGCACAAAUGACAAUCGAAGGCUGCUUCCUCUUACCAUCCAGCAGCGAGAUCUCCCGAGUCUAUUGCACACAAAUGCUGAAGUUCUCACCUAUCUUUUACAGAAGAGGAACCGGCAGUGUAUAUUGGCAGCGGACUCAAACAACAGACGUAUCACUGAACUAGAUCUACUCCACCGUCUCAAAGAAAGAAACAUCCGUAUUCUUAUUGAUAGUGGGGCAUUCAUAUUGGAGAUGGACAAUCGGACACUUGCCCAAAAAUGGCUCCAGGAAGAUGAAACUGCGCAGGCCGCAGUAUAUUUUGGCUUAGACAAUAAAGCUUGGGUGCAGUACAGAAUUGGAAAGACUGUACCCCUCGUUUCAAGUCCGCUUGCGGAUAACCUAGAGAAUUGUUUGGUCUAUCUUGAUGAGGCACAUACUCAAGGCACUGAUCUCAAGUUACCGCCUGCAGCUAGAGGUGCAUUGACUCUGGGACUGAACCAGACCAAGGAUCACACAGUGCAAGCUGCAAUGAGAUUACGGCAGUUAGGAACAACACAAUCAAUAACCUUCAUCGCUCCACCUGAAGUACAUCAAAGUAUUCUUGAUAUGCGUCAAAAAGGCAGAACAGGCUAUAUUGAUUCAUAUGACGUGAUAGUCUGGCUUCUGACUCAAACAUGUGACAAUAUUAGGGACUUGCAGCCUCUAUAUUAUGCGCAAGGUUCUGAUUUCUGUCGCCGAAUGCAAGCUGCGAGACGCUAUGAGAACUUUCUGGAAAAUACAGCUCACCGAAAUGCAUAUAUAGAGAACUUGCGCCAAUCAGAACAACAGGCUUUGGAGAAGAUGUAUGCUCCCCGGAGCCCAUCAGCAUCUUUAAGAGCUGAUGCUUUCCUGAUUACUGAAAGAAAGCUAGUUGAAUGCAUGCAAGAGCUCAAUAAGACUUAUGGAAAGUCAUAUGCUGAUUCUAGCUUCGCAACAUCGGCAUUGGAGGAGGUGGAACAGGAGCGCGAGGUGGCCAACGAAGUUGAAGAAAGAGAAGUGCAACGGCCACGUCCCAUGACCCCUCUCGAAUGGCCCGGUCUACACAAAUCGAUCCUUGACUUUGUGAAAACUGGCCAAUUGAAAACAGGUGGUCAUUAUAUGAAAGCCUCGAGGAUACUUUCAUCAACGCAGCUGGCCCUGAAGCAUGGAAUAGACGUUUUCAGCUUCAUGCCUCACCUCCAUGUUUCGCUGGAAUUCACGAGGACAGUGAAACUCGACUCAGGGGCAGGGGAGACGCAUGAUAAUUACAUUCGUCCUGUCAACUGGAUAUUGUAUAGUAGGCGCACGGAGGACGCCAUUGUGAUAAUUCCCGAAGAGGUUGAACAGCUGAUUCAAAUUUUCUGGAGAGACCCAGACCUGCCUGUGCAUCUUAUCCUCUAUGCGGCGCCUGUUACCAAGAGAAUGCAGCACUUUAACCGUCUCGCCUACUACUCUAUCCCGAGUCUCCCUGUCGAAUGGACCCCACCACCAUGGCUUCCUGUCGAGAUUGGUAUAUUGGCAGGAAGGUUAUACUUCGACUUUUCAGAGUACACAAGUCUACUGGAUCGCUUUCAGUCUCAACGGACUAAAAUUGGAACGUUACUCGAAUUUAUCCAGGAAUGGUCUGUUCUUCGUCGUUCUGGCCAAAACAUCUCCCAUACCCCGAUGGGAUUCCUGUGCCAGGGCCUUCCACUUGACGAGGGCCAUCCAUUCUUUUCAACGAGAAAGACACAGGAGCAGGCAGAAGAUAUUCAGUGUGAUCCAUUUCCUUCCACCCUGAACCAUGCAGAGAGCGCUGGUGAGCAUUAUUAUGAUGGCGAAGACAUGGACCCUGGUGUUGGAAUGAGCGAUGACGAGUCUGGUGAUGAGGGUAUUGUCGAUUAAUAAACCUUCUACGUAUAAACGUCUGGCACGUUAAUUGCGUCUAUUGGAUAGACUUGGAAUGCAUUUAG